CCCGGCCCGGCCAGAGGGCCUCGGGGCCAGCGGGCCACACGGCCACGCCAGUGCCGCCUGCCGCGAGCCCGAGUUGGAGUCGGGCCAGGCAGGCAGGGCAGCUAGCCUGGCUCCCACCAUGAGCGCCGAGCUCAACGUGCCUAUGGACCCUUCCACUCCGGCCUGCCCUGAGCCGGCUCCCAAGGGCAUGGAUUACCGGGACUGGGUCCGCCGUAGCUACCUGGAACUGGUCACCUCCAACCACCACUCCGUGCAGGCGCUUUCCUGGAGGAAGCUCUACCUGAGCAGGGCCAAGCUGAAGGCCUCCAGCCGCACCUCCGCCCUCCUCUCAGGCUUCGCCAUGGUGGCCAUGGUGGAGGUGCAGCUGGAGACGCAGUACCAGUACCCGCGGCCGCUGCUCAUCGCCUUCAGCGCCUGCACCACGGUGCUGGUGGCUGUGCACCUCUUCGCCCUGCUCAUCAGCACGUGCAUCCUGCCCAACGUGGAGGCCGUGAGCAACAUCCACAACCUCAACUCCAUCAGCGAGUCCCCCCACGAGCGCAUGCACCCCUACAUCGAGCUGGCCUGGGGCUUCUCCACCGUGCUGGGCAUCCUGCUUUUCCUGGCUGAGGUGGUGCUGCUCUGCUGGAUCAAGUUCCUCCCGGUGGAUGCCCGCCACCAGCCCGGCCUCCCGCCUGGCCCCGGCGGCCACACCGGCUGGCAGGCCGCCCUUGUGUCCACCAUCAUCAUGGUGCCCGUGGGCCUCAUCUUCGUGGUCUUCACCAUCCACUUCUACCGCUCGCUGGUGCGCCACAAAACGGAGCGGCACAACCGGGAGAUCGAGGAGCUGCACAAGCUCAAGGUGCAGCUGGACGGGCACGAGCGCAGCCUGCAGGUCGUGUGAGGCCGAGCGGCUCCCUGGGCGCUGCCGACACAGCCCGGGCCAGCGGAGGUCACCUGCCUUUGGGGAGUUUCAAGAAAAGGCAAGUGGUAAGGAGGCUGCUAGACACUGCCAGAUAGGUCAAGACCAGAGUUUUACUCCUGUGUUUAUGCUGUAAAACCUGGAUCGUUUCCCCUCUGAAAAUGGAAAUCUUCAAAUGAGAGACUCUGUAGCUAAGAGCUUCGGGCAAAGACUGAGUCCUCAGCCUGCGGAUUUCCCAAGCCGGCGGCCGGGUUCUGAGCAGCUCCCAGGGGCCCAGGGGGGUUGAGAACUGGAAGCACCGCCAGUGGCUGCAGGGAGCGCGGUGGGCAAGGGUCACACUGCCGUGCUAGGUGGGGACAGGAGCACAGCGCGGCCUGCUGCCGCCGCCUCUGGGCUGGAGGGAGUCAGGUGGCCUGUGUGUGAAGGGGCAAGAGCUGGGGCACUUGCCAGCUCGGCAGGUGUGGCCGGAGCCCCCGUCAGACUCUGGGGGAGGAGAGUCACCAGGCUCUGGGGGAGACAUCAGGCGGAGGCCUGACCAGGGUUGGGGGGCAUGCCGUGCCGUGGCCCCUGUGUGACGUGUCUUGAAGGUCACUUCCCGAGAGGUGCUCUGAAGCACCCCAGGCCUGGAUGCCUUCUCAGCCCGGAGCCCCAGCCACGCUGACUCAGGAAGGCUACUGGCUUGGGAAAAGGACCCACAGUCCAGAGACGGUCACCUCUUGGCCACAGAGUAUGGUCUCUGAGCCUGAGUCAGCCGCCUCCAGAAGGCCGUGGCUAUGGGCCCAGCGGCGGGAGGGGGUAGUCUGGGGGACUUCUGUCUAGACAAGGUCUUUGCCGUGUCUGUGGGUGGCGGGGCUAGAGGCUAGCCCUGGGUAAACGCAGGGCUGCGUUUAAUGACUCAGUGCAGACGCAGGGAGCCCCAGAGCGCUCCCCUCCCAGCCCCGCCCCCUCAGCCACACACAGGAACCAGCUCACAUGUUUAUGCAGCCUCUGCCGAAGUGGCUUCUGGGGUUUCCACUAAGCUGUCUGGUGGCCCUACGCCCACGCGCUGUCGCUCGGCAGCUGGCAGCACCCUGUGCUGUCUGAAAGCCACAGCCGCUGGGAGGAGACACCUUUUUGUUUCGUAAAUAACCACUGGACUUCGCCCUCUGGCGACACCCUCUUGACUGCUGAUAUCCCUGUGGGGUGGGCGGCCUGGGCCAAGAGCUGGCUGAGGCUCUGGGAUCUGAUGUUCUGCUGCCAACAUAACCUUGACACGUUGCUGUGAAACAUGGGGGCCCUCUGGGGGCUGAGCAGCGGUGUUGUGCCAUCUGUGCGGAGUCUGGCCAUCUCGUCCCCAGGGCCCAAGGAAGAGCUCCUUCCCGGGAGCCAUCUUCUGCACACGUCUCGUGACUCGCUCGCUCUCUGGUCAUGUCUGUUCUUUGCCGCAGCCCUGUUGGAAAGGCUCUUUUGGUUUAUUCUGCUUUUUCACUGCAAGGCACCCCUUUGUGCCCCAGCAGGAGUGAGUCUUGGGGCGGUAGAGCUUUGGAGCUGAGGGGCAGCAUUGGAGCCAGGCACUUGGAUGACUUAUGGCGGCCCCACACGGAUAGGAAGAAAAGGGUCUUUUGUGUCUUGCUCUCCUUCACCCACAGGCUCACCCAGCCAGUGUGAUAGUUGCCAGAGGGGUAAUUGCAUCGGAUUUCUGUGGUGACAGAGGUGACUGUGCACGGGGCCUGGUGGUGGAAGGAACCUCAGGUGACCCCGUAUCUUGUCAGGAUGAAAAGCUGCAUUUGGAGCUGCAGAACCACCCGGCAGCACACGUGGGGGAGGGCAGGACGGGUCUCAGGGUAGAAAUUCAUUUCCGGAGACUUAACCUGAUUGCGGACGUCCGAGGCUGGGCCUCCGUGCCGUGCCGCCGGCCACCCGCGUGGCCUUGCCCUACUUUCCCCGCACAGAGCCUUCCCGGUGCUCCUGAGACGCGCGGAGGCUCUUUCCAAACCGGAACGCAACCUCCCGUUUGUACCUGACCAGAAGUUUCAAAACUCGCGUCUCUAUUUUAGGAACUGAAGGCAGUGUGUUUUAGUGUCUUCUAGGAAGGGCUGUUGGGGACGGCGGCACAAGCCCUGGGGGUUUGGGGUGCCUCCGUGGAUGUCGCCUGUCUCAUGCUGAUCAUUCAUUAUGCAUGACACUCUAGAUCGUGUAUGGGGUACGUGCCCCCACCCUGUGUGUGAAUUUUUAACACCGUUGCCCUGGAUUGAACUGAAUAAACACGUAACGCUCUGACUUAC
Condylura cristata (star-nosed mole) is the source of this 3165-nucleotide messenger RNA. RefSeq names its product ORAI calcium release-activated calcium modulator 2 (gene ORAI2). The record is from RefSeq and is a predicted model, not a curated record. Gene Ontology annotation, biological process: store-operated calcium entry. Bases 119 to 883 code for a protein of 254 amino acids. NCBI's taxonomy places the organism in Eukaryota, Metazoa, Chordata, Mammalia, Eulipotyphla, Talpidae. Gene Ontology annotation, cellular component: membrane. Gene Ontology annotation, molecular function: store-operated calcium channel activity. The transcript has 3 exons.